UUCCUCAUUGGAGAAAAUGGACGCGUUACAACUGUCCCCCGGUGUCCCCUGUGGAUUUUAUCUUCAUGUUUUUGUACAUAUGCACCCUCAAACCAGGCUAAUUCCUGGUAAGUGCUCCUGGCCUGGUAGUAUACUGGCUGGGCUUGUACUUGGAGGGUGAAACCCCCCUGAGAGUGAAGGGAACCGGGCUGGAGGAGGGGUUUAAGUCCCCGCUCCGUCCCCUCCGCCGUCUGGCUGCAGACGGGGGACAGACGGGGGACAGGCUCCCUGGCGCUGGGUGAAGGAAGACGCUGUCCCCGGCUCGCGGACCCAGCUGGGAUAAACUUGCAUCGUUUUCGUCACUUUUUGGAGAAUGAACCCAGCUGCAGCUGGAGCAGAGGAGCUCGGACACGCUGCGACUUCCUGCAACUUAUCUUCGAGUUUGGAGGAGCUGAGAUGAAGAGAAGAGCCUGAGUAUCUCCAGCGAACAAACCAGAGGUGUUUGAGUGUCUGUUGUCCUCUGCAGUGGAGACUUCCAGCUGGUCACCAUGUCCCUGUGGAUGAUCCUUCCUGUCAGCCUGCCCGUCUUCACCAUCACCGGGAUCUGGCUCGUAUAUGUGAUGGCCCUGUACAACCAGCAUGUCUGCCCUGUGCAAAACACGCUUUAUAAUGACUCGUGUGAGGCACUGCUUCCACUCCAGAGGGGUCCAGUUCUGUGCUGCACCCUGGACAACAUCCCCCUCAUCAGUAAAUGUGGAACUCUGCCACCUGAAAGCUGCUUUUUCAGCCUCAUCUGCAGCACUGGAUCCUUCAUGGUGAUGCUGAUCGGCCUGCUGCGCUACGCCCACGUCAUAGAGAAGCACCACAACUGUGUCCUGAACACGGCGGGCCUCUCCACCUCCUGGAUCUGCGCUGCCGGUCUCAUCAUGGUCGGAAACUUCCAGGUGGACUUUGCCAAAGUCCUGCACUACGUCGGGGCCGGGGUGGCGUUCCCCUCCAGCAUGCUGUUUGUGUGUCUGCAGUCGGCGCUGACCUACCGCCUGGCCAAGACCCAGGGGGAGUACCGGGUGGGUCACCUGCGUGUGGGCAUGGCCCUGCUGGCCCUGAUCGCCCUGGUGCUCAGCGGAGUUUUCUUUUGCCAGGAGAGCUUCGCCCUGCAGCACGCCUCCGCCAUCUUCGAGUGGAUCUACUGCAUGCUCAUCAUGCUCUUCUACGGGACUUUCGCCUUCGAGUUCAACAGGAUGUCGGGGGACACGCUGAUGGUGCUGUCCCGAGGAGGAGGAGGAGGAGGGGGGGGGUUGCAGAGCUUCUCCACCUCUGAGAACAAGACGGAGGUGGGCGGAGGCGUUGGCGGCUCCAACCACCACCAGCCAGAGAGCUUAUCCAUGCUGUAACUGCAAACAAGCGUCAGCCUCCCCUGGAGUCCCAAGGGGGACACGUGGGCCAGUCUGGAAGACACCAACAUGGAGCCUGGAGCCUGGAAGCUGCACCCUGCGUAUCGCCGCGCCCCCCGUUGCCAUGGUGCCAACGCUCUUCUGCUCAGCCAGGACCAAAGACACCGAUGGUCCGAUGCCAUUGUUUGCUUCCCAAAACCGAUCGCGAUGCCUGAAUGUGUGUACUGGCCGAUACCGAGCAGGGAUCAAAGCCAAUACCGAUUAUUAGUAGUUAACGAAACCGGUAACGGAUAUUUGGGACAAAUAUGCUUAAUUACUAUGAAAAUGUAAUUCUUUAAAUCCAAAUUAGGAUUUUGGAAUGUUACCAACUCCAAUGCAACCUUUCAUUUAACGCUUUAAGCAAUUAUUUAAAUCUAUAAUGUGUUAAUUUUGCCCCCUUGAAGAAUUCUAUGUAAUUUCAACAAAAACUGGUGCGUCCACAUGAUACAAGCCUACUGCCCCUCCCUCCACACAGUUGCUAGUAGCCAAGGAGGACACAGAGGAUACAAAAAACAUGAUGGACUCUCUAGAAGAGGUCAUUAUCUUCACUCUUAUUUCUACACGCGAAUGUCGCUGGGCGACACAAUCUUCUGAACAUAUAGGGGUCACACUGAGAAACCCAGAGAGAGUUGUGUGGAGCUGAUAGUCUUCAUUAGCUUUGUAGCGACUCAUUUGGCUUGAAUGUAACGGACGUUCAUUAAUAUCUAAAAGUUACGCAUUGAGGCUUUAAUAAAUUAGAAGCUUUCAACAUAAUCCCCAGCAACAGAUAGUCAGAUAGUGUUUUGGGGCAUUAAGUCAGACUCAGCGGUGAGUGAAACCAAAGCAGAGGGACAGACCCAGAGCUGUAGCCGAGCCAACGCAGCACUUCUUUUAAUUAAUUAAUUAACUUUAGCGCUCAUCAGGCUAUACAACGCCGUUACAGUUAACCUGCAAGCUGCCAAAAAACGACCGGAUUAUCGGCCUGUCCCCAGAGGCUCUGACACACCAACCCGACGGCCAACCUUUGGACUGAUUGCCUAGACCUGGACCUCCUAGUUGGUCCAGGAAGUGCCUCGGAGCACACCGAAGCGACGCCGACUGGAGCGUACGUUCUGCACGAGACGGGAGACGUCUCCGUAAGGCAGCACGGUGGCUAAGUGGUUAGCACUUCUGCCUCGAAUCCAAGUCGUUCCGGGCCUUUCUGUGUGGAGUCUGUAUGUUCUCCCCGUGUUUGCGUGGGUGCUCCGGUUUCUUCCCACCAUGAAAGACAUGCAUCCUAGGUAGGACUUCAGUUGAAAAAUAGCCAAUUGGCUAACACGGCCGCAUUUACAGAUUUACAUUGUUAUUAGAUUACAAAUGUUAUUAAUGUGCAUUGUCCUAAUCAAAUAAAGCGGGCAGCGCUAAUCUGUAUUGUCGCCCAAAUAACAAAAACCGGCAGCUGAUUGGACAAACGCGUCACGUGGGUCUGGCUUCUCCAGAAUUACAAAGCCAGACCGUCAUGGCGGCUCGUUCUGAAUGCAAUAUCAUAUUUUACAAAAUACGAAAAGACUUGAGUCCCUGAACUCACCAGACUGUCCGACGGCUGAUAAUCGGGUUAGUGCGUCACAGCCCUAAUACUGAGCACCGAUCUGAUACCCGUGUGUUAAAAUACACAUAGUUGACUAUGUUUUAACAGCUGUAAAGCAGGCUGCCAUCCCUGUAAGGGUGGGACAUUUCUAUCCCGGAUGUCGGCCUGGCUCAGGUUAAACUCUCUGUGAAACAUGAACACAGUGAACGCCAGAGAACUUUCUUUCACCAUCAAGUUUGACAGUGAGUCAUAAAGUAAAAAGAACAUAAUAACCUACUUCAAAGAUUUUCUUCAGGGCUAAAUUACAUGGUAUAGGACCAGUACUUAACAAUACCAGUAAUUUAGGCAGUAUUGGAGGCUUUUCUGGUAACAUGUUUCUCACCAGAAACACACUAAACCAAAGACUGAAACACUCUACAGGCUCCUACCCUAACCCUAACCCAUUGCACAAUUUCAAAAGUGCCUUUUUGAACCAUGACACACACACACACACACACACACACACACACACAGUUGUCGCCAUUUGUUUUAAUUCUCUUAAUAUAACAAUCACUCUGCAUUCUCAGCCAAAAGUGGCCUUUUCUCAGACAGGACGUCCCUGGAAGGGCUUCUGAUGCGGCGGCGGCGGUUGUUUGAAUUUUUAGACGUCCAGACACCGAGCUCCGUGUUGUUUUGUUAUCUCAGGAAGUGUUGUUACAUAAUCCGCUUUCGCUCUCUCGCUUUUGGAAGUUUUUCCAAAAGAUGUUAGACAACAGAUAGGACUAAAGGUUACUGUGUGCCAAGAAUAAUUCAUUUAAUGUGGUUUCAUGUUACUCUGGUAAAGCAUUUUGUGCAACUCUUUAUGGCAACAAGUCUCAUAUUGGCCAGAUAAGUUGUUAUCGGCAUAUUUUGUUGUUUGUUUGUCUGUCUGACAGUUUGAAUGGGACCAAACUACUCCGGAGGGAUGUUGUCAUGCUGUAUUUGAUCAUAAACAGAAAUACUUCUACAAGAAUGUAAAGUUUAAUAAUGUAUGCAGAGAAAAAAAGCAUUAAAGCAAGUAGUAAGAGGUAGUUUUUUAAAUGUUUAUUCACACAUGCUGCCUUGAAGAGAUAUGAAAUGCUUCUUGUUAAAAUGUUUUACUGUUGAAAAAUACAUAUUUACAUAAUUUUCCAGGAUUAAUGACGUAUGUGUGCAAAGAAUGAGAUUUUAGAUGAGAAACACGUCACACAAGGUUCCUGAUGUUCAGAUUUUUCUCUGAUUCCACGACAUUUUAAACACGUCAUUGUUGAUUUGUGCGUCUGCAGCUCUUCAUGACAUUCAAAUUGUAUAUGUGUCAUACAAUAUCCAACUUAAAACAUUUGUUUAGAAUGCAGGGUUGUGCAUUUAUUUCCAACUGAAACCCUAAAAACUAGAAAGACUGUCAGCCGAUAUGUACGGAGGAUUUGGGCCACAUGUGAAAAAUGUGUUUGAAUUCUAACUUUAAUCUCAGAAUAAUGUUUUUUAAAUU
Molecule: messenger RNA, 4444 nt
Organism: Etheostoma spectabile (orangethroat darter)
Lineage: Eukaryota; Metazoa; Chordata; Actinopteri; Perciformes; Percidae
Product: transmembrane protein 150A
Exons: 8
Coding region: 528-1373 (281 amino acids)
Source: RefSeq, a predicted model, not a curated record